UAGUAGCUAGAGCGACUCUGGAGGAGGUGGCAGGAAAGGCUCGGAACAGCUGCCGGAGGUGACGGAGCCGCGGUCCCCGCCCGGUGGCUGUAAGACGAAGCUUCCAGCUCCAGACAUCCUGAGCCCAGCUGCCCCCAGCUCAGUGAAGCCAUGAGUGGGGAGGUGAAGGUGACAGGGCAGAACCAGGAGCAAUUUCUGCUUCUGGCCAAGUCAGCCAAGGGGGCAGCAUUGGCCACACUCAUCCACCAGGUGUUGGAGGCCCCUGGUGUCUACGUGUUUGGGGAACUGCUGGAUAUGCCCAAUGUUAGAGAGCUGGCUGAGAGUGACUUUGCUUCCACAUUUCGGCUGCUCACGGUGUUUGCUUAUGGGACAUAUGCUGACUACCUAGCUGAAGCCCGGAAUCUUCCCCCACUCACAGAGGCCCAGAAGAAUAAGCUUCGACACCUAUCAGUUGUCACCCUGGCUGCCAAAGUCAAGUGUAUCCCAUAUGCAGUGUUGCUGGAGGCCCUUGCCCUGCAUAACGUGCGGCAGCUGGAAGACCUGGUGAUCGAGGCUGUGUAUGCCGAUGUGCUUCGUGGCUCCCUGGACCAGCGCAAUCAACAACUGGAGGUUGACUACAGCAUUGGGCGGGACAUCCAGCGCCAAGAUCUAAGUGCCAUUGCUCGAACCCUGCAGGAGUGGUGUGUGGGCUGUGAGGUUGUGCUGUCAGGCAUCGAGGAGCAAGUGAGCCGGGCCAACCAGCACAAGGAGCAGCAGCUGGGCCUAAAGCAGCAGAUUGAGAGUGAGGUUGCCAACCUUAAGAAAACCAUUAAAGUUACAACAGCAGCAGCAGCCGCAGCCACAUCUCAGGACCCUGAACAACACCUGACUGAGCUGAGGGAACCAGUUCCUGGCACCAACCAGCGCCAGCCCAGCAAGAAAGGCUCGAAGGGCAAGGGGCUCCGAGGGAGCGCCAAGAUUUGGUCCAAGUCGAACUGAAGGGGGACUACCAUUUCUUUCCUGGGGAUGUGGGGUCCUGGCUGCCUGCCUGCCCCUUAGGAGUCCUCAGAGAGCCUUCCUGUGCCCCUGGCCAGCUGAUUAUCCUAAAUUCAGCAUUCACUUCCCUUCUUCUCGCCCCCACUCCCAAGCAUAGAUCACACCUCUCUAGGGAGGAGGAACAAGGCAAGUAUGUUCAUUCUCAUCACCCCUAUUCAACAUCAUCUUGGAAGCCAUAGCCAAUGAAAUAAGACAAGAAAAAUAAAUAAAUAAAAGGUAUACAGAU
Molecule: messenger RNA, 1261 nt
Organism: Trichechus manatus latirostris (Florida manatee)
Lineage: Eukaryota; Metazoa; Chordata; Mammalia; Sirenia; Trichechidae
Gene: COPS7A
Product: COP9 signalosome subunit 7A
Exons: 9
Coding region: 151-978 (275 amino acids)
Biological process (GO): COP9 signalosome assembly
Cellular component (GO): COP9 signalosome
Source: RefSeq, a predicted model, not a curated record